AUGGAAUCUUCUGAAUUGAACGAUUCAACACGACAAAUGAUGUUAUUACGUCUUCCACCUGAAAUAUUAGGGAAAAUAUUUCUUUUAACAACUCUUCAAACACGUACAAAAACGAUCGCAAGCGUUUGUAAAUCAUUAAAUUAUUUCAUAUUUAAUCAUGAUAUUUUAUGGUCAAGGCUAAAUUUAAAUACACUCGCAAAUAUCUCUGAUGAAACAAUUCCACCUAUGUUUAACACCCACUUACGUCAAGAAACGAAAAUUUAUAUCAGAGAACUAUAUUUAAACGAUGUAAAGAUUACAACUAAAGGUCUAAGUGUUGUAUUAAAUGCUUGUCCAAAUUUGAAAUCUUUACAUUUAAGAACUUGUAAAGAUAAGUUGGAGAUGAGCUCUGUUAAAAAAGUAAUUGAAGAAAUGUUUGGUCCUGAAGAAGUAUUAGAUGAUGCAAUUUCCGACUCGCAAUUGAUAAUCGAGGCUACUAGGAUUCCUAUAACUGAUACUGAUGAGACUACAAAUGCAGAGACUCCUACUCCAAAACUUCGUCCUUCCCACCCGUUACAACUUCAAACCAUUUAUUGGUAUAAUGAUCAUGAUAAUUGGAUAUGGUGGGUUCCAAAGGAUAAAGAUGAUCUCGAAAAUUUUUUACAAAAGUUAACCAAUAAUCCAAAGGUUACUAUUCAAGCUCCAUGGUGUGAUUUUUGUAAUAAACAAAGGGCUAGUUCCCAAGUCACUUGUUACGGAAAAUCUCAUGGAAGUCGUGAUAAUUAUUGGUACUUUUAUGGAUGCUUUGAAUGCACUGAUUAUGGUGAACUUCAAGCGUUCAAAUGUGAUGAUUGUGAAACUAAUUCUGAUGGUGAAACAAUUUUGGAACUUAAUGAACAACAACUACUACAAAAUGACAUUAUAGUACAAAUUCAAAUAGUGGCAGCUGGGGAUGCAAAUGUGGUU
Messenger RNA from Racocetra persica, 945 nucleotides. The record is from the annotation of a GenBank genome assembly. NCBI's taxonomy places the organism in Eukaryota, Fungi, Glomeromycota, Glomeromycetes, Diversisporales, Gigasporaceae.